Molecule: messenger RNA, 755 nt
Organism: Suillus subalutaceus
Lineage: Eukaryota; Fungi; Basidiomycota; Agaricomycetes; Boletales; Suillaceae
Product: carbohydrate-binding module family 13 protein
Exons: 4
Coding region: 178-630 (150 amino acids)
Source: RefSeq, a predicted model, not a curated record
AAGGCAUUAAGUGUGCAUGUCUUUCAUACUGCGCAUGUCUGGUGAUGAAUUGGUUCUUACCACUUUUUGUUCGGCAGGAUAUUGGUCCCUGGUACGAAAUUUGGCAUAGACCUAUUCUGGGGACUUUCGGCAAACCACACGAAAGUUCAGCUUUGGGAAAGUGACACUCAGAUUUGGAUGCCUACCGAGCGGGUCUCCAUUAAGGAUCAACAAACUUACAUCCUCAGAAAUCGUCAGGGAGGCACGGCUGUCGACCUCUCGAGUGCUGAUAACUAUUCCAUUACCGGCUAUCACCCCCACGAUGGUUCCAACCAGGCGUGGAUCUUCCAGCGUGUUGGUGACCAGAACGGCUGGUUCAUCAAGUCUUCCCGCUCUGGACAAUACCUCGGAAUCGAAGGCAACGCCGAUAACGGCACCAGGGUCGUUGCUGUUCCGUCUCCUUUCAGGUGGGAUAUUGAAGAUUCUGAUAUCAAAGGCACUAAAGGCAUUAGGAUAUUGGCCCAUGGUACGAAUUUUAGCUUAGAGCUAUCCAACAAUGGAAGUCCAGCAAACCGCACGAAAAUUCAGCUUUGGGGAAGUUGGCAUAACCCCCAUCAGAUUUGGGCACCUGUCGAGCGGGCUUCCAUUUAGGACCAGCACACUCAGCCUCAAAAAUCGUCAGGGAUGCACUAAACUGAUUCAAAGGUAUGUUUCUACCCCAGGCUCGUAUAAUGUAAUACGAGCAUACUUCAUACAGAUCCUCCCCGUCAGUACGA